AUGUCUGCAUCGUGGAACAAGAAACGGGGCAUCUAUCCCUUCAUUCCAAACGAAAUAUGGUUGCUUAUCUUCGAGUUGGCCACUUGUGUGCCGGGAAUUUUUGAUCCAGACGUGCGCGACCCCUUCGACAUCCCUAUAGAUGCAAAUUCGCGUCUACUCGACCUGCGCUUUGAGCAGAGUCAUAUCCGAAAAUCCCUGCUCACUAAACGUCGCAUAGUACGGGUCUGCAAACUAUGGUGUGCCCUUGCUACGCCUCUCCUCUACCAAGCAGUCAUCCUCCGCCACAUGCAUUGUGUACACUCGCUGCAUUCCACACUAAUGCAACAAUGUGCGCGAGCUGAAGUUCCGCUCGGCUUUUGGGUGCAUCGUGCAGAUGUGAACCUGCGUUUCGACCAGGACAAGGGUGAUGGAAACGCAGAGGAUUUGUCUGUGCUCGCAGAAAUCAUUAGAUGUUUUCCGAAUCUUCGCGUACUUGCCGUCGCUUCACAGUUGUUCGCCCAUCCGAGCGGAGAUACCAUGGCUGAUCUCCUUUGUGUCGCGGUGGGUGCAAGUUGUAGCCCACAACUAUUGAAAUUAAUCUGGGCAUUCGAUAUACAUCCAUCCGAUUCCGCUUUCUCGGUUCUUUUAAAAAGGAUGCCACGACUGCGCACUCUGGUGGUGGGUCCAGAAGAUCCUCAAGCAGACUUUUGCCCCCUCGCCCUUCCUCCGCUUCCAGAUCUACGCUUUGUCACUGUAGCUCACAUGGUGGAGGAGGCCGAUACCAUGAUACUGGACCCCUUUCCUAACCUCCAACAGAUCCUUUUGAGAUGGGUUGCUGACAGCACCUUGGCCUGCCUGUCGGAUUUCCUACGGUUCAGAGCCCCUGACAUCACCACUGCAUACUUGUCAAUGGAUCUGGGACCCGCAGCUAUGAUAUGCUUUACUCUGGCAGAGAAUUGUCCUCGGCUCACUCGGAUCGUCCUUAUUGCAGAUCGGUGGUCGUCCAUCACGGAGAAUUACGACGGCUACUUCUUUUCUAACGGUGGUGGUGCUGGCGAUCUCAAUUCUGUGCCAUUUCUCCCACCCGUCACCCACUUGGGUCUUGCAUGCACACAGAACCAGGCCUCCAAUGUGACGUACCGGCGUGUCUUCGUAUGGUUAACAGAGCAUAUUCCGUCUUCACUGAAGGUCGUACGGUUUAUGAACCCAAAGGGGUUGAAGGACUUGCAUGAUCGGCAUUCAAAGGUGUUCACAGAGGGCCUUGCUAGUUUACCAAUACUACGGGUGGAGGAUCACCAAGGGAUUGAUCUGAGACUUGAAGCUGCUGUUGUCCCUCAGACGCAACAGUUCCUCAACACAGCAGUGCCUUGCAGGAUCGACAUUUUGAUGGUAUUAGUACAAGGUCUUUCGACCCUGGAGGGUGUGUGGGUGGAGGAUUGGAGGAGCACGAUGAAGACGAUUUAA
Molecule: messenger RNA, 1443 nt
Organism: Heterobasidion irregulare TC 32-1
Lineage: Eukaryota; Fungi; Basidiomycota; Agaricomycetes; Russulales; Bondarzewiaceae
Exons: 2
Coding region: 1-1443 (480 amino acids)
Source: RefSeq, a predicted model, not a curated record